AUGGCCGCCAGAUUGAUGAUGCGAGCAUGCCAGGUACAAGUAUCUUGUACUUGUCCAUACACGGCCACCCCCGAACCGCCCCGGAGAAGGGUCGUGGCGGAACGGUCACGGCGGAUUAUGCCACGAAACCAGGCGGGAGACAUGUUGUUGACGACAGACUGUACCGGACCUGCGUACCCUCCCAGGCCACAAGUAGUACAUGGUACACACUACUUGCAUGGCUUCAAAGUGGUUGACCACACGGUCCUGCGGUGGCAGAACUGCGGUCUGAACAGUCAGCCUGCCCGCCAGCCAGCUGCCGUCAUUGGCGGUACUGCCUGGUCUGACAAAGGAUGGGCUGACCAUGGCUGCUCCUCAGUAAGCCGGCGAAGGGCUGUACACGUACUCUGGGCAUGUGUCGGUUUCCCAAGGCAGGCCGUGGGUCGCACAGCAAAACGGCGCAGUCUCCGCCCUGCAAACGGAGUGGCCCAUUGGCGGACGGAGACAGGAUGA
Plenodomus lingam JN3 is the source of this 492-nucleotide messenger RNA. The record is from RefSeq and is a predicted model, not a curated record. Lineage: Eukaryota; Fungi; Ascomycota; Dothideomycetes; Pleosporales; Leptosphaeriaceae.